Molecule: messenger RNA, 399 nt
Organism: Pediculus humanus corporis (human body louse)
Lineage: Eukaryota; Metazoa; Arthropoda; Insecta; Psocodea; Pediculidae
Exons: 2
Coding region: 1-399 (132 amino acids)
Source: RefSeq, a predicted model, not a curated record
AUGGCGACGGAUUUACUACAGGCUCAGAUAAACAAAACGGGAGAACUAUUGACGCAAAGCGUUCAAGAUGCUGAAAAAUUGGCGGUGAACGCCGCCGAAGAAGCCAAACACGAAGCCAUCGAUGCUUUCGAUGCGGAAGUUGCUAAAGUUGAAAAAGUCGUCGAUACCAGCGUCAAUCAGGCUGCCACUGCCAUAGACACAACGAUCAAAGGAGCAGACGAAUUUUUAGAUCAGAAAAGAGGAGAAGUCGUCGAUGUUGUCAACACGACAAAAAAACAAACGGAAGAUUCAAUGCAAGAUGCUUCGACGCAACUUUUGGGAAAAGCCAGAGGUUUAUUAAACUGUAAGACACCUCAUCAUUUUUCCAUCAAGCUUGCGAACAACAUUAUUUUUACAUAA